ACAGCAUGGGGGUGAAAGUGGGAUACGCGCAUUGGCAACUCGAGAGUAUAGGCGAGGGGGGCUUUGCACUCCCGGGGAGAUGAAAAGGAACGACCAAUGACGACUGCUUAUUUUAAAACAAGCGCGUAUUCAUUAGGGAUUUCAUUAAUUUGUAUUUUUUGACGUAACAAUGACAUCUACGCUUGCGCUCAGAUCGCUAAAAAGAUCGCGCCGAAAAUAUCGCGCCAAAAGUGUUGUGUUUUGUCACUCAUCGUUCAACGUGUUACCGGAAUACGUUAGUGAGUCAAUUCCUGGUGUUGAGCACCGACCAAAAAGAUAAGUAUCUCUUCUUUUGCUAACAUAACUUCAUCUUUUUGAUUGGUGUUUCUUUCUAUUUUAAAGGCAUUGGUCUCUGGGCUGGGGUGACGGAUUUUUGAUUUCUACUACUCAAGCGAACUUUAGUCAUGGCUGGUUAUCGCAAAUAUUCCUGCAAAUACCCCGGAUGCACCAGUGGUUAUGUUCCCAACAAAGGACAUGCCAACAAGCAUUUCUUCACUUUCCCUAAGAAUCCAAAGCUUCACGAAUUGUGGAGGAAUGCCUGCAAAAUUGAGGAUCCUGUAAGUUCAAAAUUUUGGCGUUUAUGUGAGGAUCAUUUUGAAAGUCGCGAUUUUGUUAAUGAGAGGAAGGAUAAAUUAAAUCCACAUGUAGUUCCAAAACCAUGCGUUAUGGCCCCACAAGAGGAGUUUGUUGAGGUUUCACAAACAAAUCUUUCUGUUACAGAAGAUAAUUUUGUGGAAAAUUCAAUAAAUCACCCAUCUUGUAUUUGCAAUUUGCCUUCAACAUCCAAUGCCAGAUGUUUUGCUCAUGGACUUCCUCUUUUUACAAACAGUGAAGUAAUAAUAGGCAACAAUACUGUUCAACAAGACCACAAUUAUUGUCAGGGAAAUAAUGCAAUCACUGGGAGGUGCAAAAAAUUUGCUUUUUUGAAUGAAGGUGACAAAAAUGGUAUUUUAAACAAAAUGAGACUUUCAAGGGCGGAUUUAACAUCAAGAGAAAAGCAAAUGUAUCACAUUCAUAGAAAUGUCACUUCGCGCUUAUCGAAGUUGCAAAAAUUAUUGCAACAAGAGAGGAGCAAAGUAAAUACUCUGCAAGAUUUAUACAACUCUGGCAAAUUUGAAUUCAUUGAUGAAAACCUGAAUUCUGUAACGAAGGAAUUCAUCAAUUCACAACUCAGAAACGCGACCAAACCACCAUCGGGGCGCAGGUGGAGUGAACAGGAUAAAGCAUUUGCUUUAUCUGUUUACAAACGCAGCCCACGGUUGUAUAAAUAUUUGCAAACUUAUUUUCAAUUGCCCUCCUCGCGGACCUUGAAAGCCAUUUUAUCUAAAAUUCCAUUUGGUCCUGGAAUUAACGAGGCAAUUUUGGGGCACUUGCAAGGAGAAGUCAUCAAAAUGAAAAGUCAAAAUCGAUUUUGCACUUUGAUUAUUGAUGAAAUAUCCUUAUCCCAUGGAUUUCAUUAUGAGGCCCACCAACAAUUAAUUAGUGGUUUUGAAGACUUGGGUUCUUUGGGGCGGACAAACAAGGCAGCCAACCACGCUCUUGUUUUCAUGGUCCGAGGCAUCAGAAAGCAAUGGAAACAAGUAGUUGCUUAUUAUUUUACUGCUCAUACGGUUUCUGCUGACAAUUUAAAGGUUCUGAUUAAAGAAAUAAUAGGUCGACUUCAGGAAAUUGGCCUUGAAGUUGUUGCAACUGUUUGCGACCAAGGUCCAACAAAUCAAAAAGCCUUGUCUCAGCUCUGUGCUGAACGACACCCCAGGCAAGGAUCCUAUUAUUUCUUUGUCAACAACCGGCCAAUUGUCACGAUUUUUGAUGUGCCGCAUUUAUUAAAGAACACCCGAAACUCGCUAUUGCGAUGCAAGCUUCAAUUUGAACCACACAAAUGUGCCAAAUUCGAACACAUCGAGGCCGUUUUCAAUCUUGACCAGCAAAAACAAUUUAAAUCGUUGCCGAAAUUAAAAAAAGAGUAUUUCAAUUUUAAGGAUUCCUAUGUGAAAAUGAAAGUCAAAGUUGCUGCCGCCCAACUCAGCAGCUCAGUGGCUAGUGCAAUUGAGACGUUCUCUGUUUUUACAGACAAAUUGCCAGCCGACGCCAUUUUCACGGCAGAAUUUGUCAAAAAAAUUGAUGAUUUGUUUGACUCUUUGAACGGUUCGCGAGUUUUUCCAACUGACUCAAAAAAGUACCGGUGUGCUUUGACAGAUGAGUCGCCCCAUUUGGCAUUUUGGUCAAAAUUGUUAACGGAGAUGGGCCAUUGGAAACUAAUAGAUUUGAAAAAUGGAACUGAUUGUACCAAUCAGUUUUCAUUCGUCAAGGGUUGGCAGACGACAAUCAGGUCUAUUAUUUUUUUAUGGAAUCACCUCAAAAACAUCGAUGGGUUUGAUUUUUUGAACUUGAGGGGUCUAAACCAAGACCCCUUGGAGAAUCUUUUCUGUAGUAUUCGCCAGCACGGUGUUGCAAACACGAAUCCCACAUGCCACCAGUUCACAGCUGCCUUGAAAACCGUAGUUGUUAACAAUUUGGUUUCACCAAAAGGCUGUGGUAAUUGUGAGGAUGACGAGUGCACGCCUUUGGAAAACUUGGGGAGAUUAUUGAACUUUUCAGGGAAUGAGGAAAGAGAGCAGGAAUCGCAUCCAGAAAUUUCAGUGGACUUUUCUACAUUACAGCAACCAGACCUUUGCUGUGAAGACAGUCAAGGUUUGGCUUAUGUUGCUGGCUAUGUAUUGAAGGAAAUUGAGGUUCCUGAUUGCGAAAACUGUCAGAAUAAACUAUAUUCUGAGGAGCCGACAGAGCACCAUCUCUUAGUCUCAUUCAAGGAAUUUGACGAUAAUCAGCGGCGACUGAAGUAUGCUAGUGAACAUGUAAUGUGGCUUGUUCAAAACAUUCAUGACUGUUUAUACAGUUUCCUUGAUACCUAUGCUCACCACGCAAUGUUGGAAGACAGGUUCAAAGAAAUUUAUAAAUCUCAGUUUGAUUUUGGGCCAGCCUAUUGCAUGACUCACGACUGUGAUAAUUUAAUAUUAAAUAGGUGUACCACCUUUUUAAUAUAUAAAUACACAAGAGACAAGCAGAAAGCAAAAUCCGUUACCACCGGUCAUAUAGAAAAAAUGAAAAAAUUCCGAAGGCUGUGAUUUGUAAAUAGACUGUGAUUUGUACAUAGAAGGCUGUGAUUUGUAGAUAUAUAUUUAAACAAGAAAUGUAUUUUUUUUUUAAUUUAUUUGUACAUAGUUCUUUUGGAGGAAAUAUUUCUGUUUUAAUUUAUAUAGUUUAAAAUUGUUUGUUAAGUUUUUUGAUGUUUUUUAGAAUUCUCUAUUUAGGUUAUUUCAGAAUUUACUUUUAAGUUUCUUAUUUGCGCUCGAGUGUGUCAGUGCACUGCAUGUACCUCCUCGUGGUCGUAGCGCGGGCAACUGUUUGCUGACAGACAAGGUAAAAGUCAUUGCAAAGAAGGCCUUAUUUUGUUUUAAGUCUGGAGCAGACAGGCAAAACAUGCCAACACUGACUGAUUCAAUUUUUUGAUAAUUUUUGUAUAAUUAAGAAAUAAUACAAUACUUUAAUUUUUUGAAAAAUUUAAUUUGUUAUGUUACUCAAGUGUGCAAUAAAAAUGUUAACAAAA
This is a messenger RNA of Tribolium castaneum (red flour beetle), 3646 nucleotides long. RefSeq lists its product as uncharacterized. Lineage: Eukaryota; Metazoa; Arthropoda; Insecta; Coleoptera; Tenebrionidae. The record is from RefSeq and is a predicted model, not a curated record. The coding region runs from base 444 to 3164 and encodes 906 amino acids. The transcript is spliced from 2 exons.